AGGUCAGUCCUUGAGCGGCGCUCCCUUGGAAUCUGCCAGCAGGCUGGCAGAUUGGCCUCCACUCUUCCACGGAUCUGAUCCGUGUGUCACCGCCACCAUGAUUGCUCUUUGAAAUGGUGUGUGAGAAGAACCUUUUGCGAGAAGCUCGUGAGAGAGUUGGCCAUUUGAAAGCACUUCUGCUCCGAGUUACCCCAGCUCUGAGGAGUCCUUGAUAAGUGCCCAGCUCGAUAAAAGUUAACCAGAUUAGAGUAAAUGUAGAUCAAUCUCAGAGCUGCUUCUUUCCAAAAAAAAUCUUCCGAAUGGCGACCUCAGCUUUCUCCUCUGUCCUAGUACUAAAUCACUCCAACUUGGACUCGGAGGAUCUCAGACCAGACUCUUAGCCCUACUAUUACUUAGUAGCCUGUCUCUCAGCUGUCUUCCACAGCAGGACGGCUCUGCGUCUCAGCUGCCGUGCCUCAGCUGCCGCAGGACGGCCCGCAAAGUAGUAGGCAGCAAAUCGACACGUGUACCAAUCUGGUGCGCGCCGUCAGCGGCGAGCCUGGUUCGGCCACAGCUGCUUCUGACAACCGCCGCUGAGCCAGGCUCUGACUGAAGUCAAAGAGCAACCAAGACGAGGUUCUCGGACUCUCGGACCUGCGGUGCGUUCCUGAUGAUGAUGAGCCUCAGCGAGCCUAGUGAUUCUUCCCCUGAGGCUGCUUCUCGAGUCGACUCCAAGUCGCGUUAAGUCAGGCAGCAAUCGAGACGAGACCCGCUGUGUCACGUUCCUGACAAAUAUGAGUUCCCCAGGGCCGUGGGGCCACAAUCAGCGGCAGGAGCCAAGACUCUAUCAUGAGGAGCUUCAGGCUGAAUCCAGACAUGCCAGUCACAGGACCUUACCUCUGCUUGAUGCCGGUCUGAAGCAUCCAGAUGCACUAGACCUGACCCUGCGCUGCAAUGCCGCAGGCGCCGCUGCUACCACUGUUACUACCCCUACUGCUACCACCAAUGACAUCAGCAGGCUGCGGAGCUUUAACUCGAAGGCCAUGGCAGCUACUCAGAGUGACUCCGAGUCGCCUUCCAGCAAGCUUCAGGGUUAUUUGAAUGAAGCUUAUGGCGCCGGCAGAUUUGCUGGGGACGAUGCAGAAGACAUCAUGACGAUGAACUUGAAGGGAGUCAGCACUGCUGCUGGUGCUGACUGUGUCAGAGCCACGCUGGCAUCGACUGACGUGUCGGCAGAAGGGAGGAGCCAUGAUGCGGCGCAAGCUGGGGAUUCGUUAUUGUCACAGCUGGAGAAGCUGGAGGCGGAGUGGAUGGCAGGGUCCGCAUCAAAGAAGCCGCGUUACGUUCACGUCAUGAUGCAAGGUGCUGCUGCUGAUGAUACUACACAUGGGGAUGAUCAUACUAUGAUGGAAAUCAAGCCUCCGUCUUCUGCGGCUCCUAGUUCUGCCUUGACUUCCCCAUUGCAACGCCACCUACACCGCAUUCAGGCGGAUAUAAGGACGCAGCACAGGGAGCACGGCUUGGAAGAUUCGCCUGACCAGUGGCGAGGAGCAGCAUUCUCCCCAUCGCUGCCACUCGCGUGCCCGCCACAGCCCCUUCCCCCUGCUGGUGCAGUCCGAGCAGCAGCGUCGGCAUCUGAAGUGGCAGCAAAGGACUCAGCGGCACCCGCAGCAACGUCAAGAGGAGCAGCACCAAUCCAGCCGCUUAUUCACCAGUCUAAAAAACCUCAUGAAUGCGGCUCGGCAGAUUCCAGGCCUUCUGUAGCUGAGGCAGCUGUCGAUUCAUCUUCUACUAUGCAGCUUUCGAUGUCCUCGCCCGUUCUUCUAGCCUGCAGCAGUUCUUCCUCAGUGCAUGUUGUGGCUGGCAGUCGAGUGAUCGUUCCCAGGAGCGCCUGGGCUCAAACUAUGGUGGUAAACCACCUUGAGCGAGCGCAGGGGGUUACAAAUGGCAAGCGCAAAAGUGGCAGUAUGCUCGGUCACAACGAGCUCUACAACGAGGUGCUGUCUUCAGUGAGGCUAUCUGUUCAGGCUAAAGGGGAAGAAAGUUAUUCCUCAGCAAGGGAACAGGUCAUCGCCAGCGGCAACAAAGCAGGACUAGAUUCCAAGUGCUUGCAUGAAGCUGCUCUAGGAGAAUGUAGUGGGAAGCAGAUCCACGAAGGGCAGGGAGUAGUCAUGGCUGAGUCCGUAGUACGCAAGCCUUUGAAAAGAAACAUGAGCGACAUAGAGGAAAAGGAAACUCUCAGCAUAGUUCUUCUUGGGAGAAGAGUAGAGGCUGAGCUGGCUUCUACAGCCUUCAAAUGAAGGCCCUUGUAGGUUGUCAAACCCCUUGUUUUGUAAUAGUAACAGAUUCCAUAUGUAUGAAUGUUU
Molecule: messenger RNA, 2345 nt
Organism: Closterium sp. NIES-67
Lineage: Eukaryota; Viridiplantae; Streptophyta; Zygnematophyceae; Desmidiales; Closteriaceae
Source: the annotation of a GenBank genome assembly